This is a messenger RNA of Radiomyces spectabilis, 1861 nucleotides long. RefSeq names its product T-complex protein 1 zeta subunit. The coding region runs from base 81 to 1703 and encodes 540 amino acids. Gene Ontology annotation, molecular function: ATP hydrolysis activity; ATP-dependent protein folding chaperone; ATP binding. Gene Ontology annotation, cellular component: chaperonin-containing T-complex. NCBI's taxonomy places the organism in Eukaryota, Fungi, Mucoromycota, Mucoromycetes, Mucorales, Radiomycetaceae. Gene Ontology annotation, biological process: protein folding. The transcript is spliced from 7 exons. The record is from RefSeq and is a predicted model, not a curated record.
GCACACUUUGGAGCGGGCGGCUGGGGCUGCCCUUUUUCUCUUGGUUUCCUUUUAAACUUUUUUUUUCCUCACCGACAAGAAUGGCAUCAUCUGCGUUGCAACUGAUCAAUCCCAACUCGGAUGUCGCUCGACGCGGACAGGCACUCCAGUUGAACAUCACAGCUGCUAUCGGUCUCCAGGAUGUCUUGCGAUCCAAUCUCGGUCCUAGAGGCACCAUCAAGAUGUUGGUGGACGGUGCAGGUGCCAUCAAGUUGACAAAGGACGGCAAAGUACUUCUCAGCGAAAUGCAAAUUCAACAUCCUACGGCUGCCAUGAUUGCCAAGGCAGCUACGGCUCAAGAUGAAAUUACAGGCGACGGUACGACGUCGAUUGUAUUGCUCGUAGGAGAGUUGCUCAAGCAGGCCGAACGAUAUAUUUCGGAAGGCCUUCAUCCUCGUGUCAUUACCGAAGGUUACGAUAUCGCUAAAAAGGAAGCUCUCAAGUUCCUCGAGACUUUCAAAACCAACAAGACCGAAAUCGAUCGUGAAUUGUUGGUGUCGGUAGCACGUACUUCGCUUCGUACCAAGGUCCAUCGUGCUUUGGCCGAUACAUUGACCGAAGCUGUGGUGGAUGCUGUGCUUGCUGUGCAUCGUGAAGGCGAACCCAUUGAUCUUCACAUGGUGGAAAUCAUGAAAAUGCAGCACCGUUCCGAUACCGAAUCCAGAUUGAUUCGUGGUUUGGUCCUCGAUCACGGUGCACGUCAUCCUGAUAUGCCAAAGAAAGUCACUGAUGCCUUUGUUCUCACUCUCAAUGUGAGCUUGGAAUAUGAAAAGAGUGAGAUCAAUUCCGGUUUCUUUUACUCGACCCCUGAACAACGCGAAAAGUUGGUGGAAAGUGAACGCAAACACGUGGACGACAAGAUCCGCAAGAUUGUCGAAUUCAAAAACAUCAUGUGCUCGGGCGAAAAUGCGAACAAGGGCUUUGUCAUUAUCAAUCAAAAGGGUAUUGAUCCGUUAUCGCUGGAUUUGUUGGCUAAGAACAACAUUUUUGCAUUACGCCGAGCCAAGAGAAGAAAUAUGGAACGUCUUCAACUGGUGUGUGGUGGUGUGGCGCAAAACUCGGUGGAAGAUUUAUCCCCGGAAGUAUUGGGAUACGCCGGUCUUGUGUACGAGCACGUCUUGGGUGAAGAAAAAUAUACCUUUGUGGAAGAAGUUAAGGAUCCCUACAGUGUGACCAUCCUUAUCAAGGGACCCAACCCUCACACCAUUGCUCAAAUCAACGAUGCCGUGCGAGACGGUCUUCGCGCUGUCAAGAACGCCAUUGAAGACCGAUCUGUGGUGGCAGGCGCCGGUGCUUUUGAAGUCGCGUGUUCACAGCAUUUGACCGAAUUCAAAAAGACCGUCAAGGGUCGUGCCAAGAUGGGCGUGCAAGCCUUUGCUGACGCUUUAUUGGUGAUUCCCAAGGUGCUUGCUCAGAAUGCCGGUUUUGACGUUCAGGAUGUCAUUGUCGCAUUGCAAGAAGAACACAUGGACGGUCAUAUUGUCGGUGUGGACCUGAAAACAGGCGAAACCAUGGAUCCCCAAUUGGAGGGUGUGUGGAACAACUACCGCGUCCACCGUCAUAUGUUGCACUCAUGUUCGGUUAUUGCCAGCAAUUUAUUGCUUGUCGAUGAAAUGAUGCGUGCAGGUAGAACCUCGCUGAGAGGUCCUGAACCCGGACAAUAGGUUCUUCUUAGAUGAUAUCACUUCAUACUAAAAAAAAAAAAAAAAGAAAAAAGCAAAGAAAAAGGAGAGAGAGGAAAAACAUGGUUUUCAUUUAUCUGAAAAAUCUGGUCUAUAUCUUGUUCUUGUUUUGAAUGUUUCCUGUGUAUUCUCUACAGCCC